AUGGCCAUCGCAUACGAGCCACCAUUUGCCGUUGAAGAUCAAGCAUUGUUUAAUGUUGACGCACUUGUCAACGAUGAUAGUGAACCUGUGCGAGGGCCUCCGCUCACACCAUUGCACGCACAGCUUUAUGAUGAACCUCGACGGGCAACUCCAUCUAUUCCACCUGGGUUUACAGCUCCAGCUGUAACUCGAGCUGUCAUGGAUGAGGCACGUUCUGGCCCAGGGUCCCGGCCUAUGUCUAGAACCACAUCAUCCACUUUCACACCAGCUAUACCCGUCAUACCGAUUGCACCAAAGCCAGCUACCUCGCCUACAAAGACGACGAUGAGUAAACAGAGGAGCAAAGCUGUAGAGUCUGCUAAACCGAUCGUCGUCGAUGCAGAGAAAGCUCAGUCAGACACACUGAACCAGAACGCGACGCCAACAGCAGUAGACACAACGAACAAAAACGUAACGAAAGCUGCUGCUGCGCAGCCCAAAAAGCCUAGCGAGUUCGUCAAGAAGACAGAAGAACUUACGACGGACCCAUCACAACCCAAGCCUGAGGAAAAGAAGCCUGCGCCUGACGCAGUUCUGCCCGUCACGCCCAAGGCUAAGACGACAAGCCGAAGGAAUAAGAGCGUUACCGAACCUACUCCGAAGACAGACGAUGUCAAAAGUACACCUGAACCAGCUUUGACGCCAUCCUUUGCUAUUAAGCGACAACCCCUCAGCAAACUCGAUAUUGCAACUGCAACCAAAACACCACAGGGUCAGCAUGAUCCUGUUUCAAGCUCAUCCAAGAUCGACCCUCCGUCUAAGACUUCGCGCCCCUUGACGGCCAGCUCUGCGACAUCAGUACCACCUAGUCCUGCAACUGCAGCAACAGGAUCGCCUAUGAAACGCUCAGUUGCACCCAGGACAUUGCGUGUUGUGCCAACGCCAAAAGCUGAAGUCCCACCACCUGCACCUAUAGUGACCACACCAUUACCUCAGAUACCCACAGUAGACAAGCUUCGAUCUAGGCAAGCUAGCAUCGCCUCCCUCAAUCCUCCAGGUACGCCAGCAAGUGAGAUGAUUUCAGACACGGCGUCCGUUGCUUCAACUUCGUUCUCCCGAGCCAAUUCUCCGCCUCUGAUUGGUGGCAAGGUUGGUACUGCCCCAGUGAGAAAAAAAACCAAAUCACAGGCGAAGAAGGAAAGACAAGAUCGUAAACGACAUAUUGAAGAAGAGCAAACAACGCUGGAUGACCAAAAAUCCGACAUGGACGUUGUUCAAGCACCUAUCAUUGGACGAAAGAAGAAGGAAAAGAAGCCUUCCAGUGCUCCAGCAAAGUCAAUUGCUGCCGCAUUCCGCAGCCAGCCUGCUUCCCCUAAGCCUGCUACAGUCGAGGAGGAGCAAUCCGACGGGCCGACUCCUGGGUCACGCAAGGCCUCCACUGUGAAAACAUCAGCUAGAAAAUCGCCGGAGCCAGAACCUGAGCAUGUUCAGGAGCAUAACAAGGAGAAGCGUGAGCCAAAUGCUCAAACCAUCAUGGCCGAUCUGCAACGUACCGGCGAGCUUCUUGCGUCUACUCUCGAAUUCUUCAAGCCUCUGUCCUCGUCACUUACUCAUGCAUCACGCAACAUUCAGUCGGCCAAUGCCAUAUCGCCACCGGAUCUGAAGAUUCAUCUUUCUGAAGCUGACCUCAAAGCGCUGGCGAACAAGAAACCUGUUCGUAUCGAGGGUCAAGAUGGAAGACCUGACACACGAACGCUCAUUACGCCUGGUGGCAAGUUUCUGUGGGGAUUGAGUGACGAGCUUGAGGCCAGGGCUCUGGAACUGGAAAAGCGAAUUGAAGAGUCGAAGGGAGCCGCUCGCUUUCAUCCCCGCAAACAAACCUCACAUGCCUUCAACCACAAUGUCCCCGGUCAAGGGCAGUCCAACGAUGUCCUUCCUGCCAUUACUACCGCCCUCAAGGAGGCCGGCCGCAAGCUGAGCACCAGCAGUAGACAGCAGAUGCCGAAGAUGGAUCCCUCGUCUGGUCUGAUUGGCUCAACAGCCCAUCCCCUUCCUCCUGUUCAGGCCCCGGAAGUCUCUGCGCCGCAACAGGCCGCUUCACAACAGCAAACCCCCGCCGAUGCAAGCCAAUAUCUGAACCAAUUCGUGCUGCCCAAGACAGAUAACCCGCCACCAAAUCAGCCCAGGCCUGAAAUGGCCGCCGUUGGAGGACCCCCGGGAGCAGGAACCGCCAACAUCUCCGUUAAUGUCAACAAGUUUGCCAAGGCCGCAAAAGCUGUUGUCGAGGGUGGUGCAGUCGGAAGUACAGAGCUCGACGGCGUGGGAAUGAUGGCAUCAGAUCUCCUCGGUGGCGUCUUUGUCCAAGGUCUUGAAGCACUUGUCGGCGCAGGCCUCGGCCUCUAUCCUGGCAGCCAAGACUUUGGUGUUGAUAGCAACGGCAACGUCAACUUUGGACGAGGUGGAAAUGGACUGGAUGUCCAGGGACUUAUGAGUGCAAUCGAGAGCACAGCUGGAAUGGGCGGAUACGGAGGCAAUGCGAGGAGGGGUCGAGGCAGCGUGCUUAGCAUGGAGGAAGCGGAACAAGCUAUGCUUGCUGCCAAGAAGGAACACGAUGUUUUAGAGAAGAAGCUAGCUGCACUGAUGAAGAAGAACAGAAAGUUGGCGUUGGGGACUAAAUAG
Molecule: messenger RNA, 2658 nt
Organism: Plenodomus lingam JN3
Lineage: Eukaryota; Fungi; Ascomycota; Dothideomycetes; Pleosporales; Leptosphaeriaceae
Source: RefSeq, a predicted model, not a curated record